Messenger RNA from Peromyscus leucopus (white-footed mouse), 2081 nucleotides. It is a transcript of the gene Gpr4, whose product is annotated as G protein-coupled receptor 4. The record is from RefSeq and is a predicted model, not a curated record. The transcript has 3 exons. Bases 892 to 1983 code for a protein of 363 amino acids. Gene Ontology annotation, molecular function: G protein-coupled receptor activity. Lineage: Eukaryota; Metazoa; Chordata; Mammalia; Rodentia; Cricetidae. Gene Ontology annotation, cellular component: membrane. Gene Ontology annotation, biological process: G protein-coupled receptor signaling pathway.
GGGGCGCCCGCCGGGUCCCGCGCAGCGCAGAGAGCGGACCAGGUCGCGGAAGCCGGUCGCCCAGCCCAGCCGCCGCACAGGCGUCAGAAGACAACCUGAAGAAUUGGUUCUUUUCUUCCACAGUACCUACCCAGCUCAGCUCUCAGUGUGGUCGUGAACCGGACAACUUCAUCUCCACCCCUUGGGCCCCACCAGGAUCAACUCUGAGUUUCCCUCCCGGUGCCCGCUUCAGAGUUCUCCUUCUACCCACAAUCCUCCUGUGCUCCACCGCUCACUCACCUCCCCGUUUCCUAGCAUCCCUUCCCACAGUCCCCAGCCCCGGCAAGCCCUUCCUCUUGGUCCAGCCCCCGAGGACAUUUUGAUGACUUUACAUAGUUCGAUAUUUCCUGCUGGGGUCCUGGCAGAUGCCAGCACUCCAAAGUUGCGUCUUCCCAACUCAAUGCUCUCCUGGGUUAUUUCUUGAGUCUUCGAGACUAUCCCAUCCCGUUGGUCCGUCAUCGCGUCCAUGCUUACUCCCUAAGACCUCAAUAAGCAUGACACCUUUGGUGCCCUCAUCUCCUGCAUAAACACCGCCUUCAUCUGUUUUUUUCCUGUGCCCCCGUCUCUAUAGGAAUAUCAGAUAUUCCUAUUCUGAUUGCUUGCUCAGACACUCCUGUUGACGUUAGUCCCACAUCUUAUCUCCAUCCUUCCUUGACGCUCUUCCUCCCAAGUUCUCCUUUUGCUUGGCCUGCCACAAAGCAAACCCGGACCUCUGUCCUCGUGAACCGUCUCCUAUGAUGUUCCCCUGAGCCUCCAAAGAGGGGGCUCAGGGGGCCCGAUGGCCUCCCGCCCCCCGUGGCCCUGUAGCCCCAGCGGGCCAGGGGAAGAGCCUAGGAAGCCCCAGCGCCCAGGAUGGGCAACCGCACGUGGGAGGGCUGCCACGUGGACUCUCGAGUGGACCACCUCUUCCCGCCAUCCCUCUACAUCUUCGUCAUCGGGGUGGGACUGCCCACCAACUGCCUGGCCUUGUGGGCGGCCUACCGCCAGGUGCGCCAGCGCAAUGAGCUGGGCGUCUACCUGAUGAACCUGAGCAUCGCCGACCUGCUGUACAUCUGCACGCUGCCGCUGUGGGUCGACUACUUCCUCCACCAUGACAACUGGAUCCACGGGCCCGGCUCCUGCAAGCUCUUCGGCUUCAUCUUCUACAGCAACAUCUACAUCAGCAUCGCCUUCCUGUGCUGCAUCUCCGUGGACCGCUACCUGGCCGUGGCCCAUCCGCUGCGCUUCGCGCGCCUGCGCCGGGUCAAGACAGCCGUGGCUGUGAGCUCUGUGGUCUGGGCCACGGAGCUGGGCGCCAACUCGGCGCCGCUCUUCCACGACGAGCUCUUUCGAGACCGCUACAACCACACCUUCUGCUUUGAGAAGUUCCCCAUGGAGAGCUGGGUGGCCUGGAUGAAUCUGUACCGCGUCUUCGUGGGCUUCCUCUUCCCCUGGGCACUCAUGCUGUUGUGCUACCGCGGCAUCCUCCGGGCCGUGCAGAGCAGUGUGUCCACGGAGCGCCAGGAGAAGGUCAAGAUCAAGCGCCUGGCCCUGAGCCUCAUCGCCAUAGUGCUGGUGUGCUUUGCACCCUACCAUGCCCUCCUGCUGUCUCGGAGCGCCGUCUAUCUGGGCCGGCCCUGGGACUGCGGCUUCGAGGAGCGAGUCUUCUCCGCCUACCACAGCUCCCUGGCUUUCACCAGCCUCAAUUGCGUGGCCGACCCCAUCCUCUACUGCCUGGUCAACGAGGGGGCCCGCAGUGACGUGGCCAAGGCUCUACACAACCUCCUGCGCUUCCUGGCCAGCGACAAGCCCCAGGAGAUGGCCAAUGCUUCCCUCACCCUGGAGACACCCUUGACCUCCAAGAGAAGCACCACCAGCAAGGCCUCCGGGGCUGUCUGGGCCGUGCCUCCGACCGCCCAAGGGGACCAGGUGCCGCUGAAGGUGCUGCUGCCGCCGGCACAGUGAGCCCCAUCCCGGAUUCUCACGCCUUGCCCCUCUCUGCUGCGUGCAAAUGUCUGUAAAUACGGCCGUGUGAAUAUUCGUAAUACAAGAAGAAAAAAUGA